Messenger RNA from Pecten maximus, 3697 nucleotides. RefSeq lists its product as uncharacterized. NCBI's taxonomy places the organism in Eukaryota, Metazoa, Mollusca, Bivalvia, Pectinida, Pectinidae. The record is from RefSeq and is a predicted model, not a curated record.
ACGUACACAGACUUUAAAACGUAAACAACACAGUAUAUAUAGACAUGAUAACAUAAAGAUUAGUAUAUAUAUAUAGUUGAUAUUGUGAUACGCUUGGAAUUAAGACGUAAGUGACAUUUUAACUAACUUGUAUUGACAUAUAAGUGGUGUUUGUACAUAAGUUUUGAUAUAUUUCGGGACCUUAGGCCAGUCAUAAUGUCUCCGGCCAGUGUGACUGCGAUUCUUAUUCUACUGCAUUGGACAGUCGAUGGAAAACCUACACUGGAAGGGAAACUGGUUGGGCCGUGUGCAGACGCUGACGAUCCAAUGGCUUGCAUGCAUGGGAUUCUCAUGCAUGGAGACAAAGUCAGUGGAGAGAAUCAUGAUGCGGAGGACGGGUACCUGAAAUUCAAAUCCAACCUAGAAACAGGAGCGAAGGCGAAGGUUGGACCAACAGAUGCCGAGGAGAUGUUCCACGGCGCCCUGAUGCAUGGUGAUGAUGACACAAAUGGUGUACACGAACACAAAGACACAGCCGUAGUAAAUCCAGAAAGUCCAAAACAGGUCAACCUUCCCGAAGAUAUCGAGGAUUACAUGCAUGGUGUUCUAAUGCAUGGCGAUGACGAACCAGGAAUUGACCACAAGAAAGAUCAUCAGAAAAUGAAAGAAGAAAAAGGUGAGAGCACAAAUGUUGCUACAGGGCCUGAUGAUCUUGAGGACAUGAUGCACAAAAUGAUGCAUAAAGAUGGUGAUAUAUCCCAUGAUCACGAGAAAGAUGACGCACCGGCCGUUGCUAAGGGGCCAGCUGAGGACCUUGAUAAUAUGAUGCACAAGUUGAUGCACAAAGAUGGCGACAUAUCCCAUAACCACGAGAAAGAUGGCGCUCCAGCCGAUGCUAAGGGGGCAGCUGAGGAUCUUGACAAUAUGAUGCACAAGUUGAUGCACAAAGAUGGCGACAUAUCACAUAACCACGAGAAAGAUGGCGGCUCGGCUGUUGCUAAGGGACCAGCUGAGGACCUUGAUAAUAUGAUGCACAAGUUGAUGCACAAAGAUGGCGACAUAUCACAUGAUCACGAGAUAAAAUCAAGAUUCAAAGUUGAUAAGGGACCAGUCGACCUUGAUAACAUGAUGCAUAAACUCAUGCAUGCAGACGGGGACAUUUCACAUGAUAACGAGGAUAGGAAGGAAAAUCAAGAUUCUGACUUCUCAAAAGGGCCAGGUGAUAUAGAUAACAUGAUGCAUCGAUUGAUGCAUAAGGACGGAGACCUGUCACAUACCACUGAUGACAAGGAUCAUCAUCAGCAGACUGGAAGCAUAGGUCCUGAUUCGGAUGACCUCCACGGCCUGUUGAUGCAUGGUGACAAAGAAACCGGACAUGUGCAUGAGCAUUUCAGCUGGCAGAAACCAUUCAAGAUGGACAAGGAAGCACUACGUAAGCUUAAAAUCGACGAAGACAUCCUGCGAUCCGUGGGUUUGGAGUCUGUUCUUCAGGACCUUGAAGAGUAUGACCAAUGGAAAAAGACCAAAUCCAAAGAUACUAAAGACGAUAUGGACGAUAUAUCGGAGAAUAUUUUGUCCGAUAUCGAGGCUAUGAAAAAACGCUAUCUAAAAAGGGCACGUGAAGUGGACUUCAAGGCAAACGUAGGAAUUACGGAAAAGGAGUCCUUGGACCAUCUGGCGAAAACUUCCGGUCAUGAACACGUUGUUGAUGACGCAACACAUAGCCUUGAAUUGAUUGGUAGCACCGAGCCGAUCAGUGAGCGUCACAAGUUAUUCAAGGAAGGGAAGCCAUCGGAUGAUUUAUAGAAUGUGAAAUUAUAUACGUUAAUGAAUGAAUACAUUAAUGUGAAUGAUAAUAUUGACAUUUUGUAUUAUUUAUACUAUUUUCAUUUGCUUUCAUAAAAUAAUGUCUAUCACAAUUUUGAUGUUAUUUAUGACUGAUUUUUCUUUAUAUCAUUCAGGAGCAGAAGUCUAAAGCAACCAACUUGAAAUUCCCUAUAAACGACAGUCCUUUGACAACGGUGUCCGCACCAAUGUCAUUCUGAGUCGUUUUCAAAUUUAGGUUUCACUUCAUUUGGUUAAAAUCCAAUCAGGGUUUCAGGAGGAAUAGGCUUUCAAUGGGCAACACAAAACGGAUGCAGGACAUUAGUUACACGUAUAUGACCCUUAGAGUUUGAUGUGGACUCAUAAAUAACCAAAUAAAACUUAUUGUCUACAAAUAUUACUCGAAGUCUAAGUACAAAGAACAUCUCAAAUCUGCCAUUACAUAUGCUAAUAAUUUUAUUAACAAAUAGAUGAUCAUAUGUAUAAAUGUAUAAUUACAAUUAAUGGAUACAUAUCUGAUUCAAUGUACAAAUGGAUAACUAAACUAUAUUUCAUUCAAAUAGAUUUUUCAAAGAUUAUCCCAAGAUAAUUCAAAUUAUCAUUGAACAAUUGAAUAAAUUCAAAUAUCAUAACGGAAAAAUAACAUAGAAAUUGUAAUUAAAUAUCUGAAACUAAAAUUCAGGACAGGCAACUUUAGAAAACAUAUUUCAAUGAUCACUGAAGCUACGGGGUAAUAAAACAUAAAAUACUUUCCAGUUUUUAGAUAUUUUUCUUAACAACAGAUAGACUACGGUGUAAGUUUAUCUAAGGGGUAAGGGACUCAUGUAAUAGCUACAGUAUUUGUUGCCUUUUAUAGCUUUUCAAUAUACAGUAUGAAUAAAGGUAUAUGGGGCAGAUAAUAUAGGAGUGUGGAAAGAGGCUGGGCUUUGGGGUGGUCUACAAUAAUAGAUACUAUUCAAAAUAUCCAGGAAAAAAAAUCCAUGAGAUCAGGCAAAUACCUGGUCUUGCAACUUGUGUUUUAUGACACCUUCAAGCACAGCACCAUAAUAUGCAAUCCGACAUGAUACAUACCGAUUUCAUUGGGAUCGGAUGUUGAUAAAGUUUGUAAUUACACUGAUCAUUAAAAUAAUUAACUGAAUCUAAAUCUGCAAAUCUAGAUGAAAUUACAACACCUAUACAAAAAUCCAUAAUAAUUUGUUUAGGUGGUUUUCUAGACUCGAAACAUUUUGUAUGUAGAAAUUAAAACAAUGAUAGCGAAACAGACAACAAGAUUGCAUGAUUUAUAUACAAGUUAAGAAAUAUGCAGGAAAACAGUCAAAAGACGAAUUCAUAUCACAAUUACAACUCAAUAUCAUUUUCUAAUAUGAUGUAAACCUUACUCUUUUUCGUUUGGACGGAAACAUGGCGAGUAGGGGAAGCCUAAAAAGGGUUUCUGAGAUUCUAUAAACAGGUUAAUCGAUAUUUAGAACUCUUCAACUUGUAAAACAGUAUUUUUUUAAGAUAGAAGAGUACAAUUCUCAAACACAUUCGUCAUCAUGACAUUUUUUUGACUUGAUAAACAUCAAUCUGUCAUAUUGUAAGACUUCAAUUUUUCAUAAUUUCAAAAUUUCAACUUUUAGGUUACUUAUCUUCAUCAUUAUGGGUGUAAUGCAUCAUUAAAACCUCCAUGGACUAAAAUCUGAAAAGUCAUGAUGUAGCUGUCCAAGUGGAAUACAACAAUGAAUUACCCAUAUCACUUGAUAUGUUCAAUAAUUUUACACUGCAUAAAACAUUUGGAUGGAAUCAGUUAAUAUCAGAAAAUUCACAAUAGGCACUAACAACAGAAAUUUUUAGAGCAUUAACAAAAGGCACAAUUGAAACAAUAAUUCAAAAUUACAUGAAAAUUCUGAAGCAU